Penicillium digitatum Pd1 is the source of this 1308-nucleotide messenger RNA. RefSeq names its product putative extracellular exo-polygalacturonase. Gene Ontology annotation, biological process: carbohydrate metabolic process. Lineage: Eukaryota; Fungi; Ascomycota; Eurotiomycetes; Eurotiales; Aspergillaceae. The record is from RefSeq and is a predicted model, not a curated record. Gene Ontology annotation, molecular function: polygalacturonase activity.
AUGAAGGUUUCUAACACUUUGAUCCAGGCUUUGGGCCUUUGGUUGUCAGCCAUCGCUGCUGUUGAGGGUCAGGGGUACUCUCGAAACGAGGCGUGCCACCCCCUCCGUCCAUUCCAGCCCCUUCCAGACAGCCCUGCCAGAAACCGCACCUGUCAUGUUGCCAACUAUGGCAAUGGGCGGGACGAUUCAGCUAACGUUGUUGCCGCAUUGAAGAAAUGCAACAACGGAGGAAAGGUUGUCUUCGAUGCCGGCAAGAAUUACACGAUUGGAAAAGCACUUAACAUGACUUCCUUGAAGCACAUCGAUCUCGAGAUCCAAGGCUUUGUCCAAUUCAGCAACGACACCGAUUACUGGCAAGCAAAUGCAUUCAAGCAAAUCUUCCAGAACGCCACUACUUUCUUCCAGAUCGGUGGUGAGGAUGUCAACGUCUACGGUGACGGUACCCUGGAUGGUAACGGUCAGGUCUGGUAUGACUUGUAUGCGGAGGAUGCCCUUAUCCUGCGACCGAUUCUGUUGGGUAUUAUUGGGCUCAAUGGAGGUACCAUUGGACCUCUCAACCUUCGUUACUCGCCUCAGUGGUACCAAUUGGUGGCAAACUCGUCCAACAUCCUGUUUGACGGAAUCAACAUCAGUGGAUACAGCCGCAGUGGGCACUUGGCUAAGAACACCGAUGGAUGGGACCUCUACCGCUCGGACAACAUUGUUAUCCAGAACUCCGUGAUCAACAACGGUGAUGACUGUGUCUCGUUCAAGCCCAAUGUUUCCGAUAUUCUGGUCCAGAACAUUCACUGCAACGGCUCCCACGGUAUCUCCGUUGGCUCUCUGGGCCAGUACCCGGGUGAGGUUGAUCUUGUGGAAAACGUGCUCGUUUACAAUGUUUCCAUGUUCAACGCAUCGGACGGUGCGCGUAUCAAAGCCUGGCCCGGUGCUCUCGCUGCCCUUUCUACCGAUCUCCAGGGUGGCGGCGGAUCAGGCCUGGUAAAGAACAUUACCUUCGACGGCAUGACCAUUGACAAUGUCGACUAUGCCAUCGAAGUUACCCAGUGCUAUGGCCAGCGAAACUUGACUCUCUGCAACGAGACUCCCAGCAAGCUUGUCAUGGAAGAUAUUUACUUCAGGAACUUCAAGGGUGUCACCUCCGGAAAGGGCGAGCCCUAUGUAGGAAAGAUUGUCUGCUCGAGCCCCGAUGUUUGUUCGAACAUCAACGCCAGUAACAUUGACGUCGUUAGCCCUGAUGGGGGUGACCAGUUCACUUGCGCAAAUGUUGAUGAGAAAUCGCUGGAUGUGAAGUGUGUUACUCCUAAAUAA